Colletotrichum godetiae is the source of this 551-nucleotide messenger RNA. RefSeq lists its product as uncharacterized. The record is from RefSeq and is a predicted model, not a curated record. The annotation marks the transcript as partial. NCBI's taxonomy places the organism in Eukaryota, Fungi, Ascomycota, Sordariomycetes, Glomerellales, Glomerellaceae. The transcript is spliced from 2 exons.
AUUGGCACCUCAAGAAGCAUAUGUACAGAUACAAAUACUGGCAAACAAUGUACAACACAUCUCAAAUUCAUGUGCGAAUCAGGUAUGAUUAACGGGGGAAGAUGUAUCUUGGAUGCCGUGCAAAGGCAGGAACUCUUGCGAGUGCGAUUGCCUUCUCAAUUUUCUACUGGAGACCUUGGAUUUGGUUUCUGUCGUUGAGCCUGGAGUCCUUUCUUUCACAUCCCUUUGAUUCGUUUCUUACCUUCUCGUCUCUUUCCACCCCUCUCCUGCCUGCUCAUCCAACUCACGCUAUCUCAAGACAGAUUUCAAUUUCUUCAAAAAGGCAACACACCGCCUUACUCAGCCAUAUUUCCUCCUCUAACCCAACGCCCGACUUCCCUUCCUCAAUCCCACCAGCCGCCAUCAUGUUCCGCCGUCGCUGGGAUGGUCUUCCCAAAGACCCUAUCUUCUCAUCUAACUUGAAGGACCUCGGCUAUUUCAUCAACGAUCAAGAUGAGAUCCGCAACAUCAAGGAACCUAAUUACUACUUCAAGUACUACCUCACCAAGAAC